Malassezia pachydermatis is the source of this 2616-nucleotide messenger RNA. RefSeq names its product zinc gata-type protein. Lineage: Eukaryota; Fungi; Basidiomycota; Malasseziomycetes; Malasseziales; Malasseziaceae. Bases 1 to 2616 code for a protein of 871 amino acids. Gene Ontology annotation, molecular function: zinc ion binding; sequence-specific DNA binding. The record is from RefSeq and is a predicted model, not a curated record. Gene Ontology annotation, biological process: regulation of transcription by RNA polymerase II; rDNA heterochromatin formation; silent mating-type cassette heterochromatin formation. The transcript is spliced from 2 exons.
AUGUCCUCCGCCGCGCGGUCGCGCCACCAGCGCCGCGCGAUGGACGUCAAGGUCCUUUAUACGUUGGACGCCAGUCCACAUACCAUGAUUGCACGAGUAGGCCAUCGUGUGCCGGUACGAGUCGCACGGCACAAACGCAACCACCAGUUGUUGGGGCGCGUCGCUCUGAAGGCGUGCCUCAAUGCCAUCUGCUUUGCGAGUCCUGAACUGCUUGUGGAUAAGAAUACCGACUAUAUUGUGUACGCCGCAGACCCGGAAGAAGGAUCGCAUGUCCCGACGCCCCCCAUGGUAAGCCCACGCAAAUCGGCCAGUGCUACGCCGAUCUUUGUUGGGAAGGGCUUCUUUAGCGGUGGGCUGGAUGAGCCUGGCGAAGGCACAUCGUACGUCACAGGCCACGUCCGCUGUGAGGCGCAAAGCAGCUCGGCAUUUAGCUCUGAUGAAGAGGACGGCGCGGGCGCCGGGAGCGAUGUGCUGGAGAUUGUACUGCGUCUCAAAGAGUCGACGCAGCGUGGGCGCGAAGAGUACCAAACGCGGAUCCGCGGCAUGGCGGGCCCCAGUACGCCCACAGCGACAUCGACGCCAACGCCAGCGCCCAGCACGCCCUCGGCUCAAGUGCUGCAAGUGCUGCAAGCCAUGCAAGCGCAUCAAGGCUCGCUCUCGACCGAGCAGCAAUCGCACCUAAUGGGGCUGCUGGGCAUGGUCGCAGGCGCCGUACAAAGCGGGGCACUCCAGGCACCGCAAGAACCAGCAUCCACACAGCCGACUCCAUCCGAAACAAAGUCUACGCAGCGCGCUGCACGACCGGGAGCGCGGGAUCCACGUACAGAGCUUCCACGCGUAUGCUACAAUUGCGGGACGACACAGGCGUCGACGUGGCGUAUCAUUACGUUGCCAGCGGGCGUCACCGUACAGCAUCCGGCAGGAGAGCGUCCACCGACCGAUGUAGUGCCGCUGACAUGGCGUCGGCAGGACCGAGGCGAUGGGCCUAUCCAGACGGAGCACGAAGCUCGUUGGCAAGCAUGCAACCCCUGUGGUCUGUACUACGCCAAGUACGGUGUGUCACGGCCUGACUAUGUACGCAACUUUGUUGCGCGGCCGUCGAAAGACGAAACGAAGAAACGCGAGGCGCAAAGCAAGCCCACGACCGAUCGUGCCUCGAAGCGCGGAAAGCCAUCCGCUGCCCAUACCCCGCGGGGCCUGUCACGUACGCUCAGUGCAGUUGCGCAGCGCGAUGCAGAGCGUGUACAGCAACGCAAUGAAAACCGACCCCCGGUAUCCACGUCGCUGCCUAGUUGGGACGCUCCUGGCUUGGCAAAGAGUCCUGCGCGACGUACGUCGCGGCCUAGCGCGUUCACGAGCCCCAGCACGGCGUUUGGCGUGUCCACUGCGAUGAUGAAUUCCAGCCCGCACACGGUGCUACAAACGCUUAUGAACGAAACGGAUAUGGACUUUGAAGAGCGCGAAGCGGGGCAGGCUACGACGCCCAGUAAGCUGCGUGGGAAGAUCUGGUCGAGCCCCGUGCGGCGGAGUCCCCGAAAGCAGCCGCCUGGCACGGUGGCGAAUGUGAAUCCCUAUGCGUCGAUGCUACGUGCGGCCUCGUCACCUGGCCCGAAAAAGGACGGGGUACGUGAGCCGCUUCGGGAUGCGCUGACGUCGCCGACGACAGCACGUACGACGAUGAUGCCACCACUUAACCCGUUCAUGGGUCUCGGCAGUAUGGACGAUGAGCAUGAUACCUUUGGGGGCGGGCCGCCAAGUCCCAGUGCAGGCCGCACAUCGCGUGCCAAGCCCGCGCCGAAGCGCGAGAUUCGUACGCCGAGCCGCAUGCCGAAAGACCAGGCGUGGGCGCAGCCAGGCAGUCCCUCGCUGGGCCUCGAUGAGCCAUUACGCCUGGCCCUCCCUGAUUCGGCGAGCAUCAAAGACUUGUUUGCUGCGCCCACGACGCCGUGGAUGGGAGACACGUGGGAUGCGGACACGACGCAGCCGCCGUCGACUGAAGCCAAGACGUCGACGGCCAACGCGUCGCAAGCGCUCGUGCCACGACCGGCACGCCGUCCUCUGCCAGCGACGGUGGAAGACGCUACGUCGUCGCAUUCGGGCUCGCCAGCGGACGCCUCGUCGGAAGCCGACGACUCGCUGGUCGAUUUGAUCGAGGAUCCUUACGGCCUGCUGUCCGCGUGUGGCCUUGGUGUGCUGUCCUCGGCGCAGGGCGAUGGCCACGAGAUGGUUCUGCAGGGCCAAGGAGGUGGGUUCAGUGUUGAUGCCUUUAACGGGAUUGAACUGCACCAAGCGCCAUCGUUUGCCCAGCAUCUUGAGGCGUUUACCCGCAGCGGGGGCCUUGGUGUUGCGGCGCAUAUGGGCGCAACACCGCACGAUAGCACAGCUGUGACCACGCUGCCAGCGGCGCCGCAAGUGCACUCUAUCGGGCAUACGACACCUUCGACGACGCCGGCCGCGGCUGCGAAGCCCACAGAAAGCGAGGGGACACAGGAUCUCGAGACGUUCCUCGACGAUCCCACUGUCCAGGCGAUGCUGGCGACGUUGCAGAAUGCCAACGCCCCUGAGACGACCACGGCUGUGCCGACGCCAGCGCCAGCGGCCCUCCUCACAUCGUAA